This is a messenger RNA of Maniola jurtina (meadow brown), 776 nucleotides long. RefSeq names its product trypsin CFT-1-like. Lineage: Eukaryota; Metazoa; Arthropoda; Insecta; Lepidoptera; Nymphalidae. The transcript has 5 exons. The coding region runs from base 10 to 756 and encodes 248 amino acids. Gene Ontology annotation, biological process: proteolysis. The record is from RefSeq and is a predicted model, not a curated record. Gene Ontology annotation, molecular function: serine-type endopeptidase activity.
GUGGCUUGCAUGGUUUUGGAUACACGUGCACAAUCAAGAAUAGCCGGCGGUGAAGUAGCCGACAUAAUACAGUAUCCAUUUGCGACUGCUCUUCUCAAUAACAUCGGAUCGACGUCCUUUCGGCAAGUCUGCGGCGGUACCAUACUUAGCAGCACAGCUAUCUUGUCUGCUGCUUCAUGUUUUGUUAUUGAUGAUCAGAUUACCCCAGCAAGAGCAUGGCGUGCGAGAGUGGGGUCAACAUCCUCAGAAACUCGAGGGCUGCUCUACAUCAUCUCUCGUAUAACCACUCACCCGCUGUUCGCAUCAGCCACCAGAGUGAACGACAUAGCAGUCAUACGCACUACCGCCACUAUAGCCUUCAGUGCGGCCGUGCAGCCUGCGUACAUAGCCGGUGGCGCGUACAAGACGAACGCGAACGAGCAGGUCAUGGCGAUAGGUUGGGGUGCUACCAGUGACACUGGCCCGUCGUCUCCGGAGCUUCGUCAUGUGCAGCUCUGGCUGAACGACCAGCACGUUUGCGCUGACCGGUAUGAGACAUUGAACUUCACCGUCACCGACGCGAUGCUGUGCGCCGGCUGGCUUGACGUUGGCAUUCGAGGACAAUGUGCAGGUGACACGGGUGGGCCACUACUGCAUAACGACGUGGUGGUGGGCGUGUUCUCCUGGUCGCACGGCUGCGCCCACACUCUGUUCCCCAACAUCAACACGCGGGUGGCGCCACUUUCACGCUGGAUCGAAGCCAUUGCUACUGCUUAAAAUAUACUAAAUUUAAUACA